AAUUUAUAUGUUUCUAUGUAUAUGUGAAUAAGAUCAAAUGUAAAAAGAGAAGUAUAUGAUUUGUGUGAUCAAAAGACAGCUUGAAAGUUUGGAUAGACGAAAACAAGGGUUAAAAAGAUAAAAGAUCUCACAAACGACGCUGUUUUGGAGCCUGUUCCGUGUUUUUUUGUGGCCAUCAUCAUCACCUUCGGACACAACGUGAUAUCUGAAUCUCUCCCUCUCUCUCUCUCUCUCUUUCGCUGUCCGAUUCCGACAGAUAGACAGAGGGCGCGAAACAGAGAGAAAAUAAGAAGAAGAAGGACGAUCCAGAUAUGGAGGAUCCUUCUAACCCACAACCAAACCAGAGCAAUCUCUCGCAAUGCCCGCCUUUAGCCACAGCUCCGACACCUGCGCCAGUUCGUGGUCCGUACCACCGGAGAGCACAUUCGGAGGUCCAAUUCCGUCUCCCUGAAGAUCUGGAUCUCUCUGAACCAUUCGGAGGAUUCGAUGAGCUUGGAUCCGAAGAUGAUCUCUUUUGCUCAUACAUGGACAUUGAGAAACUUGGAUCCGGAUCCGGAUCCGCAUCCGAUUCGGCUGGUCCUUCUGCUCCUAGGUCUGAUAACCCGUUUUCCGCUGAGAAUGGAGGUGCGGAGGCUGGGAAUUCGAGACCUCGACACAGGCAUAGCCUCUCCGUUGAUGGCUCUUCGACUUUGGAGUCAAUUGAGGCUAAGAAAGCUAUGGCUCCUGAUAAGCUCGCUGAGCUUUGGGUCGUCGACCCUAAAAGAGCUAAAAGGAUAAUUGCUAAUCGACAGUCUGCUGCUCGUUCGAAAGAGAGGAAGGCUCGGUAUAUCUUGGAGCUCGAGAGGAAAGUUCAGACCUUGCAAACUGAAGCUACUACCCUUUCAGCACAGUUGUCUUUGUUCCAGAGAGACACAACUGGUUUGUCAUCUGAGAAUACAGAGCUCAAGCUUCGUUUACAGGUCAUGGAACAACAAGCUAAGUUGCGAGAUGCACUGAACGAGCAACUGAAAAAGGAAGUUGAGAGGCUGAAAUUCGCCACGGGAGAAGUCUCACCCGCGGAUGCUUAUAACCUCGGAAUGGCACACAUGCAAUAUCAGCAACAACCACAACAAUCCUUCUUUCAACAUCAUCAUCAGCAACAAACCGAUGCUCAAAACCUGCAACAAAUGACUCAUCAGUUUCAUCUCUUCCAGCCUAACAACAACCAGAACCAAUCUUCUCGCACAAACCCUCCCACCGCUCAUCAGCUUAUGCAUCACGCUACUUCUAAUGCCCCGGCUCAAUCUCAUUCCUAUUCAGAGGCAAUGCAUGAAGACCAUCUUGGCCGGUUACAGGGGCUUGACAUUAGCAGCUGUGGCAGAGGCUCAAACUUUGGUAGGUCUGACACCGUCAGUGAAAGCAGCAGCACUAUGUGAGGCUGCCUUUCCCAGAUUCCCCUUUGUCGAUAAACCUAUUCUUUCGCCCUCCCUUGAAAUCUUUAGCUAAAAAGUAACAUCUUCGUGACAGUCGGAUUCAUUUUUUAUUCUGUAAAACUGGUUUUUUGGGGGGUUUUGGGGUUUCAACUUUAGAGACCACAGUUGUUUUAACUUGUCUGAUUUCUCAUUUCCUGAUUCAUCUUGUUCUCCUGGGGAGCUACUGAAUUAUAAACAGAUCAUAUUUCUGUUUCUUUAUGUUGUCAUGAUUCCCUAGUUGCUUUCGUCAAUCAUCCCUAUGAUAGAUGGUUGAAUUUGGAUUUGGCUUUGGCUUGAACCAGAUCAGAAAGUGUUUUGUUUUGCAGGUCUCCUAGCUACAUCACUUUGUG
Molecule: messenger RNA, 1801 nt
Organism: Arabidopsis thaliana (thale cress)
Lineage: Eukaryota; Viridiplantae; Streptophyta; Magnoliopsida; Brassicales; Brassicaceae
Product: Basic-leucine zipper (bZIP) transcription factor family protein
Exons: 4
Coding region: 312-1415 (367 amino acids)
Biological process (GO): regulation of DNA-templated transcription
Cellular component (GO): perinuclear region of cytoplasm; cytoplasm; nucleoplasm
Molecular function (GO): transcription cis-regulatory region binding; DNA-binding transcription factor activity
Source: RefSeq, marked reviewed